Acanthisitta chloris (rifleman) is the source of this 477-nucleotide messenger RNA. RefSeq names its product pre-mRNA-splicing factor 18. Lineage: Eukaryota; Metazoa; Chordata; Aves; Passeriformes; Acanthisittidae. Gene Ontology annotation, biological process: generation of catalytic spliceosome for second transesterification step; RNA splicing. The record is from RefSeq and is a predicted model, not a curated record. The transcript is spliced from 4 exons. The annotation marks the transcript as partial. Gene Ontology annotation, cellular component: U5 snRNP; U2-type post-spliceosomal complex; U4/U6 x U5 tri-snRNP complex.
CAUGACACCAAUGUGCUUUUCCUGCAGUUCCUCCUGGGCGUCUGGGCCAAGGAGCUGAACGCCCGAGAGGACUACGUGAAGCGAGGGGUGCAGGGCAAGCUCAACAGUGCCACGCAGAAGCAGACAGAGUCCUACCUGAGGCCUCUCUUCAGGAAGCUCCGCAAAAGGACACUUCCUGCAGACAUCAAAGAAUCCAUAACAGACAUUAUCAAGUUCAUGUUGCAGAGAGAAUACGUGAAGGCCAACGAUGCCUACCUGCAGAUGGCCAUCGGGAACGCGCCCUGGCCCAUCGGGGUCACCAUGGUUGGCAUCCACGCGCGCACGGGCCGCGAGAAGAUCUUCUCCAAGCACGUGGCACACGUGCUCAACGACGAGACUCAGAGGAAAUACAUACAGGGGCUGAAGAGGCUCAUGACCAUUUGCCAGAAGCACUUCCCAACGGACCCAUCCAAGUGUGUGGAGUACAAUGCUUUGUGA